AUGUCUCCUUCCCUAUGGAUUACAUUGCCCGCGGUAUUGAUUCUGGUUUCCAUUUCCUUGGUAGCUGCAGUUGGUACAAAAUAUGAAUUUGUAUUCGAAAAUGAUGAAAUUUUCGAUGAAUGUGCUGAUAUGGAAAAUGUCCAUGGAGUCCACGAUCUAUUCGAUACAUCAAAUUUGCAGUUUCAAUUCAAUGAAGGCAGUAUUACAAUUUCUGGAGAGGUGAAGUGUCUUUGGGAAGGAGUUCAGCCGACCGAUCGGAUUGAGAACCGUGUAGAGCUGUUAAAAUAUGUACGCGGUGCUUGGCAACCCACUCCCUUCUCCAUGUUUUUCAAUAAUUUCUGUGACAUAUUUUAUGAUGAGAAAAAUCUGUACUAUCGUCUAUGGACCAAGAACAUAUUGGAGGAGGAUCGUAAAUGCUUCAAUGUAUAUAUGCACGUUCUUCGCCAUCGCACCUUUGAGGUCGACACCAUUAUAGAAUUUCCCGUUAAAAUGGAUGGCCAGCACAAACUGGUUAUACAUUACAUUGCCUACGAUGAGAACAAUGUCAAACGUCCCAUAGAGGGUUGCUUCGAAAUUCACGGGGAAUUUUUUAAAGUUAAAUAA
Musca vetustissima is the source of this 603-nucleotide messenger RNA. RefSeq lists its product as uncharacterized. NCBI's taxonomy places the organism in Eukaryota, Metazoa, Arthropoda, Insecta, Diptera, Muscidae. The record is from RefSeq and is a predicted model, not a curated record. The coding region runs from base 1 to 603 and encodes 200 amino acids. The transcript is spliced from 3 exons.